AUGCUUACACACUGCUCUGAGUGAGAAUGGAUGUCGUCGUCUUGUCUUGAUAGAAGGGAGGGUGUCCAGCUAACUACAACAACCGACAGCAGCCGAGUCCACAUACACGUGGCGCACUCUUUCCUGCCUCAUUCGUCACAUGAGCCUCAGUGAUGGGUUGGCCUCGGCUGCAAGUGCCGCGACCGUCCCCUCACACACAUCCACACAACGCACGAAGUAGGAAAGGGCAAUGACACGCAGACAGAGAGGAAGCGGAAAAAUGGCACAGGUCUCAUCCAUCCAUCCAUCCCCACGUAGCUCUCGCUACUCUCCUCGUUGAAGCCACACACCGUAUGCAGCCAACAAAUAUAUAUAAGAUGCACACACAGCUCCUCGCUAUACACAUACAGAAAGAAGAGCGAGCGAUAACAGCCUCACACAACGACAGACAAACAAGCCGUCUCAAAGAGAAAGCACCCUAGUCUACACAGCAGCAAGCCCCCCUUAUACACACUACGAUCCCGGCCGACCGAUCAGGUCAGCUGGCCUUCUUGGUCUUGCUGUCUUGAUGAGUGUGUGUGUUCAUGACGUCGACGUACUUGGGCAGGACGGCCGUGUUGGAGAGGUGGCCCCUCAUGUGCACCACGAGCCCCUUCUUGGCCACCUCGGGCGGCAGGGACUGGUCCUUGAACAUGUCUGCAGAACACACAUAGAUUGACAAACACAUCACAUGCAUGUGAUGUGUGUGUAUGCCUCAAGUGUGUGUGGCCGGCUGGCUGGCUGACUCACCGAAGACCUCCUGCAGGUGCUCCAGGUACGUGGCCAGCACCUUGGCCACCUUCUCGUCACUGGGGUUUGGGUCAGGCUCACCCACCUCCACUGGCCGCCCUAUACUGGGAGAGAGAGAGAGAGAGAGAGAGAGAGGGGAGGGACAUACGGCCAACCAACCAUACACUCGACAUGACCUCCCUGCCUUCCUCCCUUUGUGUUUCUCUCUCACCCGAGUGUGAUUGUGACUGGGUUGGGUAUCUGCGGCAGGCCCCACCUGCCCCUCAGAGGGAUGAUGGGAAAGUUCAUCUUGCGGGCGGUGUAGCGCGCCAGCCGCAUCCCCCACUCGGGCACACUGAACGCACGCGUCUCCUCAAACGAAUAUGACGGCAGCAGUGGCACGCCGUGCCUGCAGCAACACACAGACACUUUCACGGGUGUGUGGGUGUGUGGGCGUGUGGGCUCACUCGAUGGCCAGCCGUAUCCAGCCGAGCCGUUUAGGUAGGUACAGCUGCUCUUGCUUUGGGUCGGUGUGCACCUGCUCGUAGAUGCCGCCAGGCGUGAUGAACAGCGUCCUGCCUGAACACACACACACACACACACACGCAUGCCAUACUGUGUAUGUGAAUCCAACGCUCAUUCGCCGUCUUGCUGGUGACUGACCGUUCUUGAGCGCCAUGCUGAGAAUUUCCCUGUCUGCUGGCCGCGCACCCCAACACAGACAGAUCUCACGAAGCACUGAAUCACACACAACGAAAUACACACACCACAAAUGCCCAAUUGCACACGCGCAGGCCACGCCACUCACAAGGGACAUAGAACAGGCUGGAAGCCACCGCACCAACCGCCUUUGUCCUCUGCAAAUAUACAGAGAGAGAGACCAAAACAGUCAGCACACUCCCUGCCCCCCUCUCUCCCUCCCUCUCUCCCUCCCCACGAUUUUGCAUGUGGUUUCGAUCAUCCUGAGCGGCCCGACGAGGAAGGGCAGCACCGUGUAGAUCCCAUGCGGGUGCCACGACACCAGGUACUGCCGGUCCAGGUCCCAGUUCUUCUCGUCCACACACACCAUGCCGCCGAACCUCAGCCCGCCCAGUCCGAAGAACCGCAGCAGGCACCAUCGCACGCCAUAGGCGAACCAGUCGGGUCCCCAGUCGUCGAGGUACGUGAGGUGGGAGGCGGUGCGCCAGAGGUAGACCACCCAGAAGGCCAGGAAGGCGAUGAACAGGGCGAAGAUGACGGUGAGAGAUAGCAUCUCGGCUGCUGCUCACCGUGCGCACUUCAUCGCUUUCAGCGGCAAGAUUCGCC
Molecule: messenger RNA, 2052 nt
Organism: Vitrella brassicaformis
Lineage: Eukaryota; Vitrellaceae
Source: the annotation of a GenBank genome assembly